CGGCUCGUUUGGUUCUGCUCAAAUUUCUAAGAGCAAAAAUAAAGUUUCAUGAAAAAUCUGUGAUCUAAUUGUACUAUUCAUCUGCCACACGACAAGUUUCAUACCAGAAACAAAUAUUUUUAAAGGAUUUGACGACGUGAUCUGUUUGGCUUCUUUUAUUUUGACAGUCUACUCCGGAAGUGAGUGUGCGUAGCGACGAACUUGAUGCCAGUCUGCUGUCGACAACCUGAACGGACACGGUCUUCCGAUCUGCCAGCGUCUCCAUCCUGAGGAUUUUCGCUAAAUUAACGGAAUUUUUCGGUUCUGGAGAACCAGUGGAGGCGGCAUCCAUCAUGGUGUUCAGAGUUCGGUCUGCUGGACGGUUCGGUUGGUGAAAAAGUUAAAGAACCAACAAGCCCUCCAGGUGGAGCCGUGUCCCCCUCAGAUGUGUCGUGUGACCCCCGCUGACCUCCAGCUGAUGCAGCAGGAAGCUGCGUGUGUGGCGGCGCGGCGCUGGGCGCAGCAGGAGGGAUGACAUGGAGAGCGGAGAGACGCGCGCGCAGCUGGAGACGCCAUCUUUACUCUCUUCUUCCCUCUAGAAGCUCUCAGGACGUUGCAGGAACGUAUUUUUCUACCGUUUUCUACCCAGAGCUGAUUUUUGCUACGAGCUGUGAAGCCAUAUUGGACCGGCGUCAGGAUGAGCUCCGAGGGCUUCCAGUACCGGGCGCUGUACGACUACAAGAAGGAGCGGGAGGAGGACAUCGACCUGCGCGUGGGGGACAUGCUGCUGGUCAGCAGGGGGGCGCUGCUGGCGCUGGGCUGCGGCAGCGGAGACGAGGAGCGGCCGUCUGAGAUCGGCUGGCUGCCGGGCUUCAACGAGACCACGCAGGAGAAAGGCGACUUCCCAGGAACGUAUGUGGAGUUCGUCGGCAGGAAGAGGAUGUCCCCGCCCACUCCGAAGCCCCGCCCACCCAGACCGCCAUCCGCCGCGUCCGUGAGGACCGACUCAGAGUCAGAGGGUUUGGUUCUGCCGGACCUGCCAGAGCAGUUCGGACCUCCAGACACGGCGCCGCCGCUCCUCAGCAGACUGAUGGAGCUCAUAGAGACCAAAGGUUCCGACAGCCCGGUUCUGUACCGCAGCAUGAGUGGAGGAGUUCUGGACACCCGGCAGCUGGCCGACACCGAGCCGGAGCAGCUGGACGUGCCGUCUCUGUGUGACGGGGUGGUCCGGUUCCUGCAGGACCUGCCCGGUCCGGUCCUGCCCGCCUCGCUGCAGGCCGACAUGAGCCAUGCCGUCCAAGAGGUCCGGGACCCGGAGGAGUGCGCCCAGGUUCUGCGGGGCGUGGCGAGCUCGCCGACCUGCCCGGCCCAGUUCGGGCUGACCCUGCUCAGCGUGGUCCGGCACCUGGCCCGGCUCUGUCUGCACGGCUCCAGGAACCAGCUGAGCCCGCGGGUUCUGGCCGAGAACUUCAGCCCGCUUCUGUUCAGGCAGCCCCCUGGGUCUGAUUCCACUCUGGAUCCUCUGGUUCAGGUUCUGGAGGUUCUGAUCACCAGCGAACUCAACAUGACCCAAGCAGCACCAGGUAGCUCCACCUCCUCCUGGUUCUGGUUCUGGUCCGACUCACACUAAUCACUAUAAUCUGGGUUUCAUUCAGCAUCUUUUUCUCUUUCUUAUUUCAUAAACAAAGUUAAAGCAGUUUAUCUGUGGGAGGCGUCGCCCCCUGGCGGCAGCUGGCGGUACUGCAGCUCAGAAACAAACAUGGCCGCUGAACGUCUUCUCCUCUGGAUGUUCGGUUUAAACUUUGUUAAAGGCUGAAGGGAGGAGCUGCUUCAGGUUAGAGGAGGAUAAACUCAGGAAGUGGACUCAAGGGAAGGUUCUGGUUCUGGUUCUGAAGCCUGGCAGCACGGCGCCGUUACACAAACAUCCAUUAAACUGAUGAUCAACUGUU
Messenger RNA from Poecilia latipinna (sailfin molly), 1928 nucleotides. RefSeq names its product phosphatidylinositol 3-kinase regulatory subunit alpha-like. Gene Ontology annotation, biological process: signal transduction. The coding region runs from base 677 to 1609 and encodes 310 amino acids. NCBI's taxonomy places the organism in Eukaryota, Metazoa, Chordata, Actinopteri, Cyprinodontiformes, Poeciliidae. The record is from RefSeq and is a predicted model, not a curated record. The transcript has 8 exons. Gene Ontology annotation, molecular function: protein binding.